GUUGAACAUCUAUUUAAGACAGUCAGAACUUGCAUGGUUUAUCUCUUCUUUUUUUUUUUCUUUUUUAACAAAAUGGUACAAAAAGGACCUAGAACGGUUGUUAACCCCAACACAACUUUGAACAAAACCAGCAAGGAAAAGAGAAGUUUAGAAUUGAUUCAAUUGGAAACGCGCUACAAGUCUUCCUAUCGCCUUAUCGAAGAAAACCAAAAGAAUUCUAUUAUUCGACUUGCUAUUAAACCUUCUGACCCUGACUUUCCUUAUGAACUUGAUGCUCUUCAACUUCAAUUGACUAUACCAAAAGACUAUCCUGAACAACCUUGUUCUGUCCAAGUAUUGAACUCGGAUAUUCCUAAAGGAUUUGCAUUUAACCUCGAAAAGGGUUAUGCAACACACGUAGAUCCUUCUCGAUCUGCAGCACAUCAAACACUUGUUCGUCAAAUGAAUUGGCUUGAUCGCAACAUGGAAAAUCUGCUACAACAAGCUCCCGCAGCAACGGUUCGUUUUGUAUCAAAUCAUCGUCAAACAAAGGAGGAGAUGGGUCAUGUAGCCGCAGCAGUAGACAUUCAUUCAGCGCCGCAGUACAACACAACUACUGCGCCUAUCAGCUCCAGUAACCAAUCCUCGUCCUCUAAACCGCCUGUUACAUUAAAUCCACAUCACAUCAACAAGACCAUAACCCCUCAACCGGCCACGACUAUUCCAAAAACAGAAAACAAACGUAUUGAACCUAAAGAAGCACAGAAGCAACCUAUAUUUACACCUGCUGAACUCUUAGCAGCUGAAAAUAGACGCAAGCAAGAGCUUCAUACACUUCAGACACGCUUUUGUGAUAGUUUCAGAUCUUCCAACAAGGAAACAAUGAUUACACUUACCAUGAUCAUCAAUGACACUGAUUUUACGCAUGAACAGAUGAUUGGAGGAAAAGAGCUUUUUAUCAAAUACCAUAUACCUACUCUUUAUCCUUUAGAACCUUGUACAAUUGAAAUUGAAAACAAAAAGCUAGACAAGACUCGAUCCAACUGGAUUGUUUUGGGUUUUAAUGAACAUGUAGCUAAUGGUGAUUAUUCUUUAUUUGAAAAUCUGAAUUGGUUGAAUCGUCAUUUGGAACUUCUAUUGAGUUCUCCUCCUGCACAAAAGACAGAAGAACAGUUAGAGACAGAUAAGAUGGCAAGAAUACAGCAAAAAGAUUUGAUUCCUCCUGUCAAGACCACUCAGUUAUCCGCUACUGCAGCUGAAUUCAAACCUCAGCAACCUGCCAAAAAAUCCUUGUUUGAUGAACAAGACAUUGUCAAGAAAAACAAAGUGAUCAUUGUGAAUGAUCCUAGUUUGGUUGUAGACGAACAAGCAGAUGAAGAGGAAGUCGAAGUAGAAUUAGCAGAAGGUUUUGAGCAGGAAGCAUUAGUACACACAAAUGAAAACGAGUCAGCUGUUGUUAAUCUGGCAAAACCCAAUGUGCGCAAAGGAACUGAAAUUCGGUUGAUUGAUCCUCCAUUGGAAAACAUUUCCUUGUUUCGAUGCACUUUGUUACAUGUCUUAGUCAAAUGUGCUCGCUGCAAAGAUACGGUGGAUAUUGAGAACAUCAAGCCAGAACAAGAACAAACAGAGUCUAAAAAGACAGAACGAUGGACGACUUGUCCUACUUGUACUUCUAUCUUGGGUGUCAAAUUUUUAGGAGAAUUUGUUCAUCAAGGCGCAUUGUCUAUUGGUCUAUUACAACUUGCUGGCUGUUCUGCUUAUGAUCUCUUGCCUUCAGCUUACAUUGGUACCUGUGGAUCUUGUAUGGUAGAUAUGACAUCUACUGUUCGUUUAUCGCCGCAUGAUGCACCACGUACACUCAAUUGCUUCUCUUGUCAUGCUAAAAUGACGUGUGGAUUAGGUGACUACAAAUUCGUCAAAAUUGGAAGCGAAGGUGGUGAGCGCCUUAAGGCUACUGAACAACAAGUCAUGAAGCUCAAGAAAAAGAAAUCAAAAGACAGCCCAUUGACAAUUGGUGAGCCUUUGCCAGAUCAAGGCACUUGUUCUCAUUAUCGCAAGUCAAAGCGUUGGUUUCGAUUCACUUGUUGCAAUAAGCUAUAUCCUUGCGAUCAUUGUCAUGACCAACAACAAGAUCAUCCUAUGGAAAUGGCCAAAAGAAUGGUAUGUGGCUUAUGCUCAAGAGAACAAACUAUUCAAAGCGGAAGGCCUUGUGUCUGUGGUAAUGAAUUUGAAAAGGCUCCAUUGAAGGGUGCCUUUUGGGAAGGUGGAAAAGGUGUAAGAGACAAAAAGACAAUGAGUCGAAAGGACCCUCAUAAGCAUAAAGGCAUAGGCAAAACAUCUUCUAAAAAGCAAGAAAGAGUAGGUGUUGCUGGUAAAGAAAAGAAUCAGCAUGAGGAUUGAUGAGAAAGAUAUAUGUGUGUGUAUACCCCAUAACUAAAAAGAAUUUUUUUGAAUCAGAAAGACAUUGCAAAAAUUCAAUUAGACAAUAUUUCAAUAAAGCCAAAUUACUCUCAUUCCCC
This is a messenger RNA of Gilbertella persicaria, 2498 nucleotides long. RefSeq lists its product as uncharacterized. NCBI's taxonomy places the organism in Eukaryota, Fungi, Mucoromycota, Mucoromycetes, Mucorales, Choanephoraceae. The transcript is spliced from 8 exons. The record is from RefSeq and is a predicted model, not a curated record. Gene Ontology annotation, molecular function: protein binding; zinc ion binding. Bases 34 to 2379 code for a protein of 781 amino acids.